Molecule: messenger RNA, 1729 nt
Organism: Photinus pyralis (common eastern firefly)
Lineage: Eukaryota; Metazoa; Arthropoda; Insecta; Coleoptera; Lampyridae
Exons: 6
Coding region: 91-1593 (500 amino acids)
Source: RefSeq, a predicted model, not a curated record
GUUAAUCACUUACAGAAUUUUUUACUCUUAUGCUUAUACCAAUUAAAGAAUUAUCUUACCUAUUGAUUACUCUGCAUAUAGUGUGUGAAUAUGUUUGUUAAAAUCGAGUUUAACAACAAUUUGAAGUGGAUUUCCGUUAACGUAGACGAGGCAACAUAUCAAACUUUUAUUUUGCAAGCUAUGCAAAAGUUCAAUAUCAAUGAUGUGGAUCCGAAUGAUGUGAUACUGUGUGACACAUCUGGAUGCCAGAUUGAAAACGAUGAUUUUGUCGAUUUCUUAAAAGGAGUAGAAAAGGGUUUUAUAUUUCGCAUUGUAAAUACUCGAAUAAAUACUGGUGCUGAUGCCAAUCCCUCUGCUCCAAGUAUUUCCAGUUCCAGCUCGACGAUUUCAGAGUCGACUACAAUAACUUUGAGUAGUGAAGAUAUAGUUACUAUCAACGAUUUGCAAGGAUUUAUUGUACCAACCUCGGUACCAAGUAGUUUUGAUAAAGAGGCCUUGCAAAACUUAUUAAUUCGCGUAGGAGCUACACAGAUUAUCACAGAAUAUGAAACAAAGAAACUUUUAACAAGAGGAAACCGAAGAUUGUUAGUGAACGUGAUUGUGUUAGAUAUGAUAGAAAAAUACGGCCAACAACCUUUAAAAUAUAUAAAGACUAUGUAUGCUAAAGCUAUUAUCGACCUCUUCCCGAAUUUGAGAGAUCCAUGCAGCAAAUAUGGCUAUGAAGCAUUUUAUAACCCCGACGAGCGAUCUGGGUACAUAGAUUGGCGUUUGAGAACUGUCAGAAGAUCUUCAAAAGAAAACAGGCCAGAAAUACCACAGAAAAAACCAAAACUGAAUGUUGAAGAGAUAAACCUUGAUAAUUUCCAAGAGGACAUUGACUAUUUAAAACACACCCAUCCUAAAGAUCCGGACCUAAUAGAGAAGUUCAAAGCGACAUUUUUGGCUAGACGAAAACUUUGCAACGAGACUAACAUCUUUCAAGAAUUUCCUAGGUUUUUAGACACUCCUGGACUGAUAUCUUUGGAUUUUGGAUUGCUGUAUCCCAACAAUGACUGCAUUAAUCUGGAGUUGCAAAUUUUGAAUAUAUCGGAAAAAGUUAAAAAUAUUUAUUGCAAUGAGAUAAACUCCGACAAUGAAUACCUAAAUCAAUUUGACGUCACAACUAAAACUUUGUUUAUGUUGAUCAAGUUGUUGCCAGCUACAUCCAAGGGACGCAAAAAGGCGGUGAACAGGGAAUCACUGCCAGAAAUUAGUAAAAGGCUUAUUGUAUUUAAAAAGAACAGUGAAUCACUCGAGGAAAUAAUUACUGCCAAAAAAACUAAUCAACCUUUUUUAAUCGCUUCUGGAUCUUCAGAGAAAGCGGUAGAUUACUACACUAUAUCGGUAGAUAAUAAGGUACUUGCGGUGGAAAGCAUUACUAAUUCUGGGCAAGCUUUUGACCUCCUUUUUAAAUCGUUUUUCGUUUUUAAUUUAACUUAUGACCCUACACUAGAAAUUUUCUAUAAAUUCAUUCAAGUGUUUUUUUACGGUAUAGACGAUAUUAAAAUCACGCCCAAUAUUAGAGAAUUGCGAUCAAAACUAUUAGCGCAAUAAUAAAUCUCGCCUUAUAAGCAAAUGCUAGUUUAUUUGAUUUUUGAUUUACUUAUUCCAGUACAAUGCUGGUUUGUUUUAAAUGUGCCAGUAAUUUUGAAUCUUUUCAAUUAUUGUCAAAGCAUUUAAGAAAACAACA